Messenger RNA from Branchiostoma floridae (Florida lancelet), 4471 nucleotides. RefSeq lists its product as uncharacterized. The coding region runs from base 97 to 2265 and encodes 722 amino acids. The record is from RefSeq and is a predicted model, not a curated record. Lineage: Eukaryota; Metazoa; Chordata; Leptocardii; Amphioxiformes; Branchiostomatidae. Gene Ontology annotation, molecular function: zinc ion binding. The transcript has 5 exons.
AAGCUAAUAAGCCUCCUCGUAAAGGCCACCGCGCAUGUGCGGGGCGCAAUGCAUUGUGGGUAGGUCGAAGGUCAAUGUCACUUCGCGUACACAAACAUGGCUGGCGUGCCCUCCACGUCCACGUGCACGGGAGACACAAAAGUAACGUUGGCUAGCUUUGAUCUUUGGAACAAAGACCGUUUGGUGCCGUUUUUGAGGGAGAGAGGACUUCCAGUGACGAAAGAUGUCAAUUCUCUCCGGGCUCUGGCCUUCGGAGCCACAGUAAUGCGCGCGCCCUUAGUUCCGACUCCCCAGGAAGAACAACAGAAGAGAUGUGAAGACUACAAUUCCAUCCUCACUGUUGAUGGCAAGAGACUGCCCGAUCCGCUAGUGGACCUGAAAUGUGGGUGGAAAAAAGAGGAAGAGGGGAUGCAACACUGGCCACCAACCAUGUAUGCAGAUAUGGCAGAGUACUUCUGCUUGGGGGCAGCAGAUCCUGAAGUAGAUAUGCGUAAAAAACUUAUGGGGGACUACAAGGACGGAAAGGCAUAUUCAUACUUUGAUGCUGAGUUCAUCCAUGAAGUCUUGUACCACCCACUUAGUGACGAGUCAGAGGUGUGCUUCGUUAGGUCAACAAGUGCUAGGUCCCAGAGAAGAAAUGACGAGCCACACCAAGUAUGGGUUGCACUGCAGAAGGCUACUGGGAAGAUCCUGACAGCUUAUUGCACCUGCUUUGCUGGCUUGGGAGCCUCAUGCAACCAUGUGGCCGGUGUACUGUUCAAGAUGGACCAUGCAUGGGCAACGGGGAUUACAAAUAAGUCAUCCACGUCAAAACCUGUGGAGUGGACUAAACCUAGGAAGACUGUAAGUACAGAUGCACACAAGGUCAAUGACAUGGAGUGGUGGAGCCCCAAGUGGUCUAAAGGUAAAAAGAGACAGCCGAUCAACACGCCAGCUCGAAAGCUGUUCAGCCCUACAAAGAAUAGUGCUCCUCCAACUCUAGAGGACUUAAUGUCUGACUUGUAUGUGUCAAAUAAGGAUGCCUGUUCUUUCCAGUAUGGAAUGCCAACAGCAACUACUGCAUAUAGAGUUGAAGAUGACAUGAAUGUUGACGGAGUCAUCAAUUUGGAGACGUGUGAAAGUGUGCCGCCACCACUCCCUGAUCUAGUAAAACUCCCCACCCUGCCGACAUUCACUACAGAACAGGUUAAUGCCCUUGUCAAAGCCACCAUGGCACAGUCAACCAACCCCAACUGGACACAACAAAGAAUUGGAAGGAUCACAGCCUCCGUAGCGCGGCCAGUACUGGUUAUGGCAGAUAAGGCAGCCAACGGCACUCCUAUAGCACAGAGUGUUUUAGAUGGCAUUCUCGGGAAGAGGUCUGUUCCAUCUUCUUUACCAGCACUUAAGUAUGGAAGGAGAAUGGAACCUACAGCUAGAGAGGCCUACAUCACAGCUAUGCGGAGCAAGGGACACAAAAAACUCACCGUCCAAGAGACAGGACUGUUCGUCAUGCAAGAACACAUUUAUAUAGGAGCUAGCCCUGAUGGACUAGUGGACUGCCAGUGUUGUGUCCCGCCAAAUGGCCUACUCGAGAUCAAGUGUCCCUUAUCCAUAGCUAAUGCAGACCCAAAAGAGAAAACACCAAGCUACCUGCAGAAGAAGGAAGGGGUUCUCAUUCUGAGCCAUACACACAACUACUACAGUCAGAUACAGAUGCAACUGUUAGCCACGAACACAGCAUGGUGUGAUUUUUUCGUCUACACGAGCCAUGGGUACCAUCUGGAGCGAGUGCCGGCAGACAAGAAACACCAAGAAGAACUACGUGUAGCAGCAUCACUCGUCUUCGAGCAGAUCAUUCGUCCAAAACUCCAACAUCGUACUGACAAUGCCACUGAUGCAUCCACAAGUCAGGACGAGGGUACACAAUCUCAGAGCGAGGACCCUGAGACUCCAGGUAUUGUUGACUGUCCGGAAUCUGCACAUGCUGUCAACGAGGCUGCAUCUACAGACACGGUCCAUCCUCCUGACUCCACAGCCCGAGAUGCUGCACCUGCACCACCACCUGCGAAGAAAAGGAGAGUGACUAGGCGACAGAAGAAAGCACCAAAAGCAGGACCUGUGUACCUAUGUGGAAUUUGUAAUUCUGACUGUGAUAAUGUUACAGAGGAUACUGAUAACAGUGUUGGGUGCGACAAGUGCUUCAGAUGGUUCCACUGGGGUUGUGUUGGGUUUGAAAUGGACAAUCUGAGUGAUGACUGGUAUUGUGAUGAAUGUCAAAAAUAAAUGUCUAACUUACCUGUAACAUUAUGUUCCCACCAAUGGAGGCCGCAGGUUGGAGAGGGCUGCGCAAACAACAACUAUGUCAUCUAUGAUAGGCACCAUGUUGACCGGCAAGGUGUUCUGCAAUAUGGCGAACCAUUUGAUACGUCCUGCAAAGAUAAAACAUUAAUCAAGCAAUAGUUUAUUGCAAAUUCAUGUCCGAGGGCUAGUUGCAGGUAGCAUGAAAGGGUUGACAGAUAGUUUAAAACAAUAUAUCAUGUGUCUACUCACACUAGUACAAACAUUACUUUUAGUCAUUGACUUGAAACUUCACUAAACUUCUUACUUAAACAAGAAAGUGUUUUGAACCCCCUUGACUGAACAAAAUCUUACCAAUUGCUCUUUCCACAUGGAUCCGUGCAUUGGCCACCUUCUUUGUCUUCCCAACAGCUGAUGCUGUCUGUUGAGUCCAUCCUGAGCUGGGAGGGGGGAUUUCCAGGCGCGCUUGUUUCUGCAACAGGUCCCCUGCUAUUGUAAAGCCUCUAUCGGCCAGGAUGACAUCCCCAGGGUCGAUCUUGUUCAGGAAACCAGAAUCGAGUGUGAUACUCUUGUCAGAAGAUCUCCCACCAUACCCAUCUGACAGGAAUGUGAUGGUGCCAUUCGGGGCGAUGCCAACAAGAUACUUUAUGGUGUUGUGUUUCUUGUAGUCGCUCCAGGUCAACUGUUGUAGCUCCAGGCGUCGCGGUCUUUGUAUGAAAAUUUCGGUACAGUCUAUAGUGCAUCUUAGUUGGGGGUACUUCUUGCCAAGAGCUGGGGGCAUGUGUUGUAGGAUGGCUUCCUUUGCAGGCCAGAAGAUGAGUGACUUUAGAUGUGAUGCUAGCAUGGGGAUCCAGGUAUUAAUGAUAUUGGAACAGAGUCCUUCAGAGAUGCCAAAAAUGUCACAUAGUAACGUGUUGGUAACACCGAGUCUAAUCUUCAUGAGAACUAGAAUGAGCUCAUCUCGACUACCUAACUUGCGCGCUGGUCCAAACUUCUUGGGGCUCUUAGUGAAGUUUCUAACUCCUUUCUUCAUGUGGACAGCCUUACUUCCUCUCCAGUAGCACAGUUGGGUGGCCUUCUGUUCUACAGACUUGUGAAGUCCAUCUAGGGCAGCUUUACUUUGUAAGCCAGUGUUUCUACAUACUUUUUUAUCUGUACUAGUGAAACGAUUGAUGAUCUUUCCUGUGAGGGUUGUUGUAGGCUUGUUUUCCUUGUUUGUUUCGUCGAGAUUCUUGUUGGCAUUCCCACCCCUCAACAGUUCAAGUUCCCUUUUCAACCUUUCAUUUUCUUGUUGUAGUUUGAUACAGUUCUGGCAAGCAAUGUCCUGUGGCUUUGCACUGUAGCUGUGUUCACGGUCUUCCGUCAGUUGCCCGUCAUGCUCAGUUGAAACUGUAUGGUACACUGGAGCCAGGUUAGUUGAAUUCUUAGAAUUCUCAGAGUGUUGAUGUAGAUGUGUUUUAGGCUCACUAACCACUUUACUACUUGUUGUUUGUUUACUUGAAGAUGAGGGCUGAAGUGGCUUUCUAACUGCUGGUGGUUUUCGUGCAGAGGGUGGCUUGGCAUCGUACCCAAGGUGUUCGGUAGGGUAUGGGUUGGUGAGCGUUGGCUUUCCAUCACAGAAAUGUUUGGAGCAUAUCCUUGACCUCCUGGAAAGACAAAAUAUGAAAAAUUAUCACUGUAAACCUAUAGUGAACUAUACACACACUGAAAUAUGCAUAAUUGACAUAAGAAAUACUUGAUUUUUGUAUCUUUGUAUUAUUGUUACUUGAAUGUAUUCCUUUGUAAAGACUGUUUUGCAGGUUCCCUUUACAUAUUUGUUCAUAAAGGGUAUUCAAGUUUUACCAUAUGUAUAUCAUUCUAAGUACUUACGAUUUGGGCUUCCAGUCUUUCCUGUUCACCAGCUUUAUCCAUUGUUUCCUCCCAUCUGCAUCCUUCAUCUCUGUUGGGAAGGUCCACAGAAUAAAGGGGGGUGCACACGUGCAUUGUCCUGUGUUGUGCUUGUAGCCUGUAUAAAGAUUUGACAAAUUUGCAAGAUAUUUGUUUGUUAACUAUAUAGUAAUCCACAUGUCAUGGGAAGGUGACUUGCUGGAAGGAAUAAAAUACACAAAGAACAUAAACAAUGACUUAGACAUAUGAAUGUGUUAAUAUAACAAUGACUUGUAAUAAAUACAAAUAUACCUGUAAUAUCAAA